CAAAGUAACCAAACGGCACUUCUGUGAGUGUAGCAAACACAGUCGCAUCUCUUCCUCACUGAUGGAAUACAUAGAAGUCAUACAAUUGAUAGUCUUGGCAGUCGCCUGCUAAAUCUGGAGAAUCUAGUAUCCGAUAACCAGAUCUCCUUGAAGCGACUAUUUGAGGAGUCGUCUAUUGCUUCAUCUAGACCACCAGGACUUCGAACCAGCCAAAGUCGGUCGGAGCCAGAAAGUUCUCCUUUACGAUCGACACCUUCGCCUUCAAAACCAGUAUUCGUAAGGCCACCUGGUCACUUAAUGCGAAAUGGCGACGUUGGUACCGAGGAAAGGUAUUUUGGUCCCACGUCUCUCCCAUCUUUGGCACUUGCAAUAAAAGAUGCCAUUAUAGAACACCUUGACCCCGAAACUGAGAGAUCUAGAGAGUAUGCUUUGCUGGUCGAGCAAAAGAUUGACGCUAUUAUCAGCCGAGGAGAAGGCAUAAUGACACGAGGGGGGCAUCUUCCUACUGUACCCCCGUUCACAAUUUUAGACGCGAUGAUUGAGCCUUAUUUCACGGCGAUUAGUCCUCACUUCCCCAUUUGGACAAAGUCAAAAUUCAUCCAAAUGGCUACAGACUUACGGUGCUCUCCGGCACCGGACGAAGAUCUGGCUUCAAUAAUCUGUUGCAAUAAUCUUAUCCUCAUGACAUUGACAGCGAACUCACUUUGCUUUCGGAGGGGGAGUAUCCCUCAGGAUAAACAGGCUCGUAAAACUUCGUCGCUCGAUCUUGAUGUCACCGCAGGAUUUUUGGCGAAUUCAAAGAGGGCAAUUAGCAAUGUCGGGUCUUUACUGGCGCCCUCUGUCAUAAACGUCCAAGCACUCAUAUCUCUGUGUGUGGUGGCGCAAGAACAUCUCCCGUCGAGCACUUUUGAGACGCUGUUUGGUCUCACGGCACAAGUUGCCAAGGCCGUUGGCAUUCAUCAAUGGCAUUCUUUUCGUAGCCAGCUUGGCGACGAGGAAUCGUUAGAGAGACGGAAUAUUUCAUAUUGCCUCUACAUUUUGGAUAAGACAGUUUGUUGGACCACUGGCACUUCACCAAGUAUACCAGUUUCUGACAUCUACACUGAACCAAUUGAGGCUUCUGAAACUAGUAGCGAAACUUAUUUGACAACCAAAGUAGAGCUAGCGAUGAUACAAGAGACGAUAUAUUCGGAAAUGUACGCUUGUCGUAUGGAUGGAAGGAACGAAGACGAAAUUCGGCAAAUAGUCUCGAGGACUUGGCAAGGACUAGAAACUUGGAUGGUGAACUCGGGGACUGAUUUGGACGGCGUUGAGAAGGCGCUCGAAUACCCCUCUUUGAAGUUUGAGAUGGCGAUCGGCUGUCUUUACUCACAAUUGCUUCUUAUUUGGCCUUACGGAGACCAUCUCGAUACGAUGUUCCAGCAACGAACUGAAAUUGCUAGAAGAUAUAUGAAGAUGAUCUUAGGUUUCUGGAACCUUGCCUCAGAUCCAGGACAUCAUAGUAUUUUGACUCGCAUAAUUGCAUCUCAAUCCCCACUGUACCUACAUGAGAUGUUCGUUCGCAUUAUCGGCGGUCAAGGGCAGGAUUCGGACAUCGAUAUGCUUCGGAAGUUCAGCGAAAUGAUUCAAACUGUAACAGACGCUCGAGAGGAAACGUCAUACGGGCGAAGACUUUAUGAACUAUCCCACAUCCUAGUAGACUUCCUAGACAUCAUCAAAACGAAGCACAAGCGGCGAAGAGUGGAUUCGACAUCGGAAGAGACAUCCAGCCUAUCGUCAACUCAGUACGAUCUUUUUGGUUCGUUUCGGGGCAUGGAUUUAGAUACGUCAUACUUCUUAGGGACUGGCAUCGGCAACCCCUCUCCAAAACCCAAGGCAACUGAACCACGGCGAAGUUACUCUGACCUUAACUUGCGGCAGUGGCUCGAUCCACUCGGCAUCGUAGGUUCUGCCAGUUCAGGGGUCGCAGAACGUAGAAAUAGUAGACCAACUGAUGAAUUCGCAUCAAUUAUGGGGGCCUACGCGAAUGGAGUAUUUGAUAGCCCAUCCUCUCCCAUUUACGAGCCUUAGCACACAUAAAGGAUGCUCGCUAGAUGGAAAAUAAAGACUUGAAAUCUAAAGGGGUUGGGGUGACACUGCUUCCUCCCCCUGGUUGGGUGGCGUACGCCUAUUGUCAUAGCGCGCAUGAGCGCUGGCCGCGGGGAAUACUGCCCCCCACGCUACAGGCAGCAAUUAAUAGCUAACGAAAUACAUACAGUUAGGUGGAAUCUCCCGUAUGAAUAAAUGUGCCUUUUUAACAUGCAGACUUUUAACU
This is a messenger RNA of Hypoxylon trugodes, 2314 nucleotides long. RefSeq lists its product as uncharacterized. The record is from RefSeq and is a predicted model, not a curated record. Gene Ontology annotation, biological process: DNA-templated transcription. Gene Ontology annotation, molecular function: DNA binding; zinc ion binding. The coding region runs from base 298 to 2070 and encodes 590 amino acids. NCBI's taxonomy places the organism in Eukaryota, Fungi, Ascomycota, Sordariomycetes, Xylariales, Hypoxylaceae. The transcript has 4 exons.